CAGGCACCAGGCGAGUCCUGCAGCCCGACCCCAGACCCUGCUCUGCCCCCUAUGAGGGAGAAGUAGGGAACCGAGCCCUGCUGGGGCCGGCUCUGCCUGGUGACUGAUGAUGCUGCCCAGACCCGAUGCUGCCUGGCCCCUGGGCUGGGGGUGCCCAAUCCCCGGGGCCGUGGGCAGCGUCCCGGGGCUGGUGCUCGGAGCUGGGCAGAGAAGGUCUCAGUCUGGGGGUCUCGAUGACUUUCCAGCUCUCUCCCUCCUGAGCAGCGAUGGGGGCAAGUCAGAUCCUGGGGGCCGGGAGCUGCUGGGCUGAGGCUCUGCUGGUGACAGUGACGGUGCUGAGAACCCACCUGGCUCAUUUCACAGAGCCCUCAGAGCAUUUCCUGUACCAGAUAAAGGCUGAGUGUUACUUCACCAACGGCACCCAGCGGGUCUGGUAUCUGUACCGGGACAUCUACAACAGGCGGCAGGAUGUGCACUUCGACAGCGAGCUGGGGGUGUUCGUGGCGGACACGGAGCUGGGACGGCCUGAUGCCGAGCACUGGAACAUCCGGCUUGAGAGCCUGGCGCAGGCGCGGGCUGAUGUGGACACGUUCUGCGGGUACAACUACGAGGUGUUCGAGCCUUUCACCAUUGACCGGAGAGGUGACUCUCUCUCUCUCUCCCCUGUUCAGCCCAAGGUGAAAGUUUCUCCCACAAAAUCAGGGUCCCACCUCCACUCCCACCUGCUGGUUUGCUCUGUGACGGGGUUUUACCCCUCGGGGAUCAAGAUCAAGUGGCUGAAGAACGGGCAGGAGCAGACAGCCGGGGUGGUGUCCAUGGAGCUGCUCCAGAACGGAGACUGGACCUUCCAGAUCCUGGUGAUGCUGGAGAUGAGCCCCCAGCGCGGGGACGUCUACACCUGCCAGGUGGAGCAUAUCAGCCUGCAGGGCCCCCUCGCCGUGCACUGGGAGGCGCAGUCUGACUCCGCCAGGAGCAAGAUGCUGACGGGGGUCAGGGGCUUCGUGCUGGGGCUGAUCUUCCUGGCGCCCCGACUCCUCAUCUACCUGAAGAAUAAGAAAGGGCGCCCCAUUCCCCAACCUGCAGGUAAUUUCAAUCCCCCUCCCCCAUUAAACCCGCCUCCCUCUACACUGCACAGGCUGCCUGGGGCACCCAUGGGGUGGCUGCUUCUGCCCCUCGGCCCAUGA
Messenger RNA from Gopherus flavomarginatus (Mexican gopher tortoise), 1184 nucleotides. RefSeq names its product HLA class II histocompatibility antigen, DR beta 4 chain-like. The coding region runs from base 267 to 1184 and encodes 305 amino acids. The transcript has 5 exons. Gene Ontology annotation, molecular function: MHC class II protein complex binding. NCBI's taxonomy places the organism in Eukaryota, Metazoa, Chordata, Testudines, Testudinidae. Gene Ontology annotation, cellular component: MHC class II protein complex; membrane. Gene Ontology annotation, biological process: antigen processing and presentation of exogenous peptide antigen via MHC class II; immune response; peptide antigen assembly with MHC class II protein complex. The record is from RefSeq and is a predicted model, not a curated record.